Molecule: messenger RNA, 1245 nt
Organism: Lycium ferocissimum
Lineage: Eukaryota; Viridiplantae; Streptophyta; Magnoliopsida; Solanales; Solanaceae
Exons: 3
Coding region: 1-1245 (414 amino acids)
Source: RefSeq, a predicted model, not a curated record
AUGAUUGCAGAUGUCUUUAUUAAACCUUACGCCGGGGCAAAGACGGUAUCAGCAAGGAAGGCGGAUAUAUUUAAGAUUGCUCAAGGAGAUGAUGAAUUGCUUAGAGAAUUUGUUAUCCGAUUCCAAAAGGAAUGCGUUCACAAUUGGUACGAGUCAAAAAUUUGGGUGGAGGAUGACAAGUUCGGAUUGCCGGCUGGAACAACUGGUCGAAAUCGCAAUUACGAUAGACCAAAAAGGAAUGUUGAUUCUGAUUCCAGAUUUGGAAAAGAAAGAUAUCAGCCUUAUGGUCGUCCAGAGAGGCCCCGUCUGGGGACAGAUGGAAGCCGUGGUAACCAGUUUAAGAGUAUGAAAAGCAAUUCUGGAAACGAUCAGUUUAUUUCGAAAGUUACUUUGGAUCCCAGUAGGAGAAAUCCAAAUUUAUUUUGUGACUUUCAUGGGACUCGUGGGCAUCGAACUGCAGAUUGUCGGCAUCUUAGAGAUAAGGUUGAUCAGUUGCUGAAGAAUGGACAUCUGAAAGAGUUCUUGGAUAAUAGAUCCAGGGACGGUUAUGGUAAAAGCAAAGGUUCAAGUAGACAUUCUGACCUUGGCAAGCCAAGUCAUGUGAUUAACAUGAUAAUGGAAGGAACCGAGAUCGCAGGGACACCUUUGAUGACUAAAAGAACUAAAUUCUCCAUAACAUGGGAAAAAAAAUCUCAAAAUAUUGUCCCAGAUGAAGUAAUUCUUUUUACUAGUGAAGAUGCGGACGACGUUAUUAUUCCGCAUAACGACGCCCUGGUCAUCUCAGUAAUAAUUCUGGAUUGCCAGGUUAAACGUAUCCUGAUCGAUCCAGGAAGUUCAGUAAAUAUCAUUCGAUGGAAAGUGGUGGACCAAUUAUCAAUGCUAGAUAGACUAAUACCACCAUCCCGGGUUAUCAAUGGGUUCAACUUGGCAUGCAAAACAAUGAGAAGAGAGAUUAUACUACCAAUCAAUGAAGGAGAAAUGCUCAAACAUACCAAGUUCUAUGUCAUUGAUGGUGAUAUGAGUUGCAAUGCAAUUUUUGGAAGGCCUUGGAUACACGAUAUAAAGGCAGUACCUUCAACAUUACAUUUUCUUCUCAAAUUCCCAAUACCGGAUGGAAUCAAACAGAUUCGAAGUGAGCGAUCAGCGGCAAAAGAAAGGUUUUCUAUUGAGUCGUGGGAGAAAGAAGAACCAAAGCACGAAAAGAUAGGAACAUUUUCGGCAAAAGAGGAAGAAGUUAAAAAAUAG